AUGGAUGGAGUCUAUUUAGAUGAGAAAGGAGACCUGGCCUCUGUCUUUGACAUCAUCUACUGGACCAUCUUACCAAAUAAGUCCAUUACCAGAGUGAAAUUUGGGAACCUAAAAAGACAGAGCACUCUUGACUUCAAGCUUGUCAUCAACCCAGAUGAUACUGCACAGAUGAAUUUGUUCAACAAGGUGGUUCAACAGGGGAAGCCAGUUUGCUGCUAUGAUUGUGUUCCAUGUGCAGAAGGGACCAUCUCAAUUCAGGAAGAUGCUGAAAAGUGCAACAAGUGUCCAGAAGAUCAGCACCCAAAUAAGAACAAUGAUCAAUGCAUUUCCAAACUUAAAACCUUCCUUUCCUAUGAAGGACAUCUGGGCAUAAUUCUAACUACUUUUGCCUUAUUCCUCUCCUUAACCACUGGGUUUGUGUUGGGAAUCUUCAUCAAAUUUAUAGAAACUCCAAUAGUCAAGGCUAACAACCAAGAUCUCUCCUACAUUCUCCUUGGCUCCCUCCUGCUUUCCUUCUUAUCUUGCUUCCUCUUCAUUGGCCAGCCAAGGAGAGCCACCUGCCUUCUACGACAAGCAACUUUCAACAUAAUUUUUUCAGUGGCCAUCUCUUCUCUCUUGGCCAAAACCAUCACAGUGGUGCUAGCCUUCCUAGCCACCAAGCCAGGCAAUAGCAUGAGGAGAUGGCUUGGGAAGUCUUUGGGCAACUCUAUUGUCCUUUUUUGCUCUGUUGUCCAAAUUAUUAUCUGUGCUAUCUGGUUGGGCACCACUCCCCCCUUCCCUGACUUGGAUAUGCAUUCCCAGACAGGAGAAAUUGUUGUGCAGUGCAACGAAGGUUUGGUCGCCAUGUUUUACUUUGCCCUUGGUUACAUGGCCUUCCUGGCAGCUGUCUGCUUGGUGGUAGCUUUCCUGGCUCGAAGACUACCUGCAACCUUCAAUGAAGCCAAGCUCAUCACCUUCAGCAUGCUGGUUUUCUGUAGUGUUUGGAUCUCCUUUGUACCUGCUUAUCUGAGCACCAAGGGCAAGUACAUGGUGGCCGUGCAGGUCUUCUCCAUCUUGACCUCUAGUGCUGGCUUGUUGGGCUGCAUCUUUUUCCCCAAGUGCUACAUUAUUUUACUGAGGCCGGAGCUAAAUACAAAGGAUCAGCUAACCAUGAAAGUAAAAUAA
Molecule: messenger RNA, 1164 nt
Organism: Protobothrops mucrosquamatus (brown spotted pit viper)
Lineage: Eukaryota; Metazoa; Chordata; Lepidosauria; Squamata; Viperidae
Product: vomeronasal type-2 receptor 26-like
Exons: 3
Coding region: 1-1164 (387 amino acids)
Biological process (GO): G protein-coupled receptor signaling pathway
Cellular component (GO): membrane
Molecular function (GO): G protein-coupled receptor activity
Source: RefSeq, a predicted model, not a curated record